UCUCUUUUCCCUUGUCUCAGUUUCCCCCUGGCUCUUUUCGCGAGCUCUUUUCGCCAUUAUAACAUACUCCAAGCACAUUCGAUUUACGAAUGGCAGUGAUUUGGCCUGUUUCUUAACCUCCUCGUUUUCAUACUGGUCCUGAAACAGGGUCGUCGACUUAGAAUUGCUACACAAUGCCCAUUCUAUUGUUGGCCGCUCUAGACUAUUGUGGAACAGAGUCUUGAUAUCAAGAGGCAAACACCUGUAGCCAAGACUUUCCUCGACCAACUCACCUGGUCAAACUUCUCCGGAUCUACAUCAUCCUACUGCUGCACACGAGUUCAAUCGUCGCCUCCGGAGAGGGGUGACCAACAUGGAAAACGCUCCCUCCAGUAUCCCCCAGUCCGGAAGUGCCGCGAUGCGGGGCACGAUGCCUUUGCAUCCACCACCACGACAACUCGAUCGCAAUGAAAAAGCUGCGAUCAACUCAAUACCCGCUGUAGCGCCCAAAGACUCAUCAUACAUGCAGCAGAUCUCAAACCCCUCGUCGCUAGGUCCCAAUCGAUCCGGAGCGAAUGAAAGUGCAAAUGCGAAAGUUGCGAUUCCCAGACAGCGCUCGACUGUCGCCCCGCGCUACAGUCGCCGUGUGCCGCGAGCAUGUGAAACCUGCCGAGCACGAAAGACGAAAUGCAGCGGUGAUACUCCUAUAUGUAGGCAGUGUAAAGAGCUGAGGGUCACGUGUCGAUAUCCGGUGUCAUGGAGGGAGAAGACAAAAGGGCAGUUGGAUAUAUUGUCGGUCAAGACUCAAGACUAUGAGAAUCUCUUGCGAGAGAUUGGGAGCUUGGUGGAUAGUCGAACUUCGGAGCGUAUCAAGAGCACGCUGGACAAAUAUAAUGGAGAGAACAGCAAUAGCCAGGAGAAUUCCUCGAAUGAUCCGCAGUCUUCGGUGACGCCCCAGGAGGAAGAUAUGGAGCAGGAUGAACCGCCAUCGUCCCCUUCGUCGAUUGGUUCGCUAGAUGCGAUCGAUAGGGUUGAAGAAGAUUUGAAUCGGAGUGAGAGCUCGAGGGCUACAGGGUACAUAGGCAAAAAUUCGGAGCUCACCUGGAUGCAGAGGGUACGGCGGGAGGCUGAGCAACGCGUUCGGAAACAGUCAGGAGCAUCGGACACGAAGCCUGAGGGUGACUUUGCUCUGCAUGCCGUGAACUAUCACCUAGAUGACAUGGAUAUCACCGUCCCGGGCCCCGUACAAGUGUACUGGAUGCCACCACGCCAUGUGGCGGACCAACUUUUCGAAGACUACUUGACCACAGUCCACCCAUUCUUCCCCAUCAUCAGUCGCACGCUGUUUAGCGCACAGUACAGGACCUUUUUCGAAAGCGCAGCGCGGCCUGGUGACAAAUGGCUGGCCAUUUUGAACAUGAUUUUCGCUAUUGCGUCCAAGCAUGCGCAUCUUACACAGGCACCUUGGCGCGGAGACGAACGUGAUCAUCUUGUGUAUCUGACACGCGCUCGCAUUCUCAGCAUGAAUGGUGAUACGCUUUUCAAUCACCCUGACCUGCAGCAGGUACAGGUUGAAGGCCUUAUUGCGUUCUAUCUUCUUGCAUCGGAUCAGAUCAACCGAGCGUGGAGAAUUGCGUCUUUGGCUGUUCGAUCUGGUAUUGCUCUCGGGAUCAAUAUGAAGAACACCAGCGAGACGACGCCCAGUAUAUCCAAAGAGGCACGUUAUAAGGUCUGGUGGUGUCUGUAUACGUUCGAGCAUAUGCUUGGGAUCAUGACGGGCAGGUCAACAUGUAUCCUAGAUGGUGUCUGUACGACGCCUAUGCCCCUGCCCUUCGAUGAGGAGCAGCUACGGGAGCCGUUCGCGGCCAAGCUUUUGGCGGAUCAAGAUAUGCGGCAAGCGUAUAUCGGAUCAGCGAUCGCAAGUUCGUAUGUUCGUCAAAUGCCCUUGAAUCCACCAGGUGGCAGAGAUGCUCAACUCACGGACAAGCCACGGGACGCCCAAUGGUUAAAGGGUCAGCCUGCGAGCCGGGCCUUGUGCUAUCUAUUCUACACCGACCUGGCAGUGAUCAGUCAGGAGAUUGUCAACAGGGUCUACUCGCUAGAUUGUGUCCACACGCCGUGGGCCCAUAUUGAGAAUCGUAUUGGGGAGCUUCGAGCGAGAAUCGACCGCUGGUAUCACACUCUUCCCGAGGUGUUUGACUUUGCCCGCAAGAUGGCCGAGGAGGAUCAAGAACUGCUCCGUUUGAAACUUUUCCUCGCGUUUCACUUCUACAGUGCUCGGAUCACUCUUGGACGACCAUGUCUGUGCCGCCGUGACGCAAGUCCGAGAGAUCCGAGCAAAAAGCCGACUUUUAGUCAUAGCAUGGCUGAGGUAUCGCUCGAGUCCGCGCUUCGUAUGCUCGAAUUGCUACCCGACGAGCCCAACGCCAUUAAGCUCUAUCAGAUCUGUCCCUGGUGGUGCAUAUCGCACUACUUGAUGCAGGCCGCGAGUGUCCUUCUACUCGAGUUAUCCUUCGGGAACAUCCAUAUGCCUGAGGAGGAGCCGCAUUUCUUGGCGGCCGCCAAGAAGGCCGUUCGCUGGCUCUAUGCGAUGUCCGAGUGCAGCGCCGCAUCACGGCGUGCAUGGCAGCUGUGUGAUAGCAAUCUCCGGCGGAUCGCUUACGGCAUGAAUUACGACAUCAGCGACGUGCCCGAGUCUGCCUACGAGACGAGACCAGCCCAGCCCCUGAGCAUGCAACCCCAGGGCUCCAAUCAACAAAACACCAAUUUGACAUCCACACCCAUGUUCUAUGAUGCCACGGACGACAGUCUCCUAAAUCCCACUGCCGCCGGCGGGUCCCAGGAAACCUACCAAUACUUCCAGAACCCGCAUCCAUCUACGGUUUCACAUUCUCAAGUGAUCCCCAGCCUUGAUCUGCUGUCCUCGGCCAGCAGCAAUCCUCCCGGAGGCGAUGCCUUUUUCCCCUAUGACCCGAUCAGCGGGGAAUUCAUCCGAUCGUUCUUCCCGGCGGCCGCCGACGAGGAACCAUGGACGCAUUAAUGACACAUGUAAUGUAUUGGCGGUCUACUCUUUCCUUUUCUUAAUCAAUUACAGUCCGCUAGUUUGUCUUCAUGUCCCAUUUCAAGUUAAUGGUCAUCUGACCUAACGAAUAUUCUCACACUGCUUAUUCUUAUGCCAAAGCGAUUCCUUUCAGUUUCUGCGCACGAUUUUCUUCGCUUUGGAGUUCAGCUGCGGCGUUGACUUUGUGGGGGACGCAGCCAAAUUGCGGAUAGAAGUCAUGAUUGGGCGAGUAUGGGUUGGCACGGGGGACGGGCUGGAGUUUCAGUGAUUUCACCUUGGAGUCUAAGCUAGGCUUGUCUUUAUGAUGCCUUACGAUGGAUGCGUCAUGAGCCAUGGGUAGUAUGAACAGACUGAUACCAUGAGGGACUUGAUCACGUGUAUGGCGUACAGGGUGCAACGGAAUAAUGUCAGAUACAUUCCUGGGGAUGUAGCCAAUUCGAACGAGCAAAAAUGACAGUAAACGAGCA
Messenger RNA from Aspergillus novofumigatus IBT 16806, 3507 nucleotides. RefSeq names its product Zn(II)2Cys6 transcription factor. Gene Ontology annotation, biological process: regulation of DNA-templated transcription; DNA-templated transcription. Gene Ontology annotation, molecular function: DNA binding; zinc ion binding; DNA-binding transcription factor activity, RNA polymerase II-specific. The record is from RefSeq and is a predicted model, not a curated record. Lineage: Eukaryota; Fungi; Ascomycota; Eurotiomycetes; Eurotiales; Aspergillaceae. The coding region runs from base 353 to 3019 and encodes 888 amino acids. The transcript is spliced from 4 exons.